This is a messenger RNA of Aspergillus tanneri, 2112 nucleotides long. RefSeq names its product transmembrane 9 family protein. Gene Ontology annotation, cellular component: Golgi apparatus; membrane. The transcript has 5 exons. Bases 1 to 2112 code for a protein of 703 amino acids. Gene Ontology annotation, biological process: vacuolar transport; protein localization to membrane. The record is from RefSeq and is a predicted model, not a curated record. NCBI's taxonomy places the organism in Eukaryota, Fungi, Ascomycota, Eurotiomycetes, Eurotiales, Aspergillaceae.
AUGGCGUGGGGAUGGUUUGGGAGCCCUCGUCAGUGGGCGCUCUGGCUGUUGUUUGCUUCCUACUCCUGUGCCUUCUACAUUCCCGGCUACUCGGUCAAACGCUACAAUGACAAUGAGCAUAUCCCUCUCCAGGUGAACAAGAUCUUUUCCGACCAUACCCAGCUCCAGUAUGCCUACUACAACCUGCCUUUUGUGUGUCCUCCCAGUGGAAGAACACAUGGCGGCUCUCCUUUCGGCUCGGGUCAGAGUGUGUCGUUGAACCUAGGGGAAAUCCUGCGUGGCGACCGUAUCAUGACCUCUGAUUUUGAACUCCGGAUGGGUAAGAAUGUGGAAUGCCAGGCGCUUUGUACUCAGGAAGUCGGGCGCAAAGAUGUCAAAUGGGGCCGUCAGCUCAUAAGAGAGGGAUAUGUGGCCGAAUGGAUCGCAGAUAACUUGCCUGGCGCAACGAGCUUUGUCACCGUCGACCGCAGCCGCAAAUACUAUGCCACCGGCUUUAAAUUGGGCUUCAAGGACUUCUCCUCCAUUGAUGGAAAACAGCGUUACUAUAUCAAUAACCACUUCACCAUUGUAAUUCGCUGGCGCUCCGCAAACGAAGGGGGUAAAGUCAUCGUUGGCUUCGAGAUCUAUCCGAAAAGUAUCCGAGCGGAGGACCAUGAGCAGAAUGGAUGCCCUAAACAGGUUCACGAACAGCACGAAGGCUUAGAGUUGUACAUUCCCCCUAAUACGGCGAGGCUGAAGGAGAUGUACCCCGGAUCGUCCUACAUACCCGAAGACGAUGACGACGCCGACGAUGGAGCCACCCUCAAAAUCCCGUACACAUACUCAGUAUAUUUCAAGGAAGAAAAUAGCGUCGAAUGGCAAAGUCGGUGGGACCUGUAUUUUAACAACCAGGAAGAAGGCUCGAUGACGCAUUGGCUUGCGAUUCUGAACUCUUUGACCAUCUGCGGCGUUCUUGGAGUUGCUGUCUACGUCAUCUGGGGUCGAACAGUGCAGGGAGAUAUCAAGGGCCGCGGAGAUGGAGCGAUGGAUGAGGCCAAACUGAAGGCACGAAAUGCCGCCAAGCUGAAGGGUCUAGAGAUACUGGACCAGGGGUCAGAUGUGGAGCGUGAUGCGGACCUUUCGUCCGAUGAUGGUCUAGAAGAUGUGAGCGGGUGGAAACUCCUUCACGGCGACGUCUUCCGUGUGCCCGAGUACAGCGGCUUACUGGCUCCCCUCGUCGGCUCCGGAACGCAGCUCCUGUUCAUGGCAUCGGGGUUACUUCUCCUCAGCUGUCUCGGCGUGUUGAAUCCCAGCUUCCGCGGCGGUUUUGUCAGUGUUGGCAUGGGGCUGUUUGUCUUCGCUGGUUUGUUCUCUGGAUACUUUUCAGGGAGACUAUACAAGACAUUCGGCGGCGUGAGUUGGAGGAAGAAUACAUUAAUCACGGCUCUCUUCUUCCCUGGAUUGGCGUUUUCCCUCGUAUUCAUCUUAAACCUCUUUGUCUGGGCACAGGCGUCCAGCACAGCGAUUCCAUUUGGCACAUUGAUUGGCCUUCUCGCGCUGUGGUUGCUCAUCCAAGUGCCACUAGUAUAUAUUGGCAGCUGGUUCGGUUAUAUGCGAGCGACCGCGUGGGAACAUCCAACCAAGACCACAUCGAUCCCGCGUCAGAUUCCGCCGCAGCCGUGGUAUCUACAUAGCAUUCAUGGAACCGUCCUGACGGGGUUGGCACCGUUUGCGGUCCUAUUCAUUGAGCUAUUGUUCGUGUUCAAGAACCUGUGGCAGGAUAAGAGUGGUUAUUACUACGUGUUUGGAUUCCUGAGCACUGUAUCAUCCAUUCUGAUCGUCACGGUCAGCGAGGUGACAAUCAUCGCGACCUACAGUCAGCUAUGCGCCGAGAACUACCAUUGGUGGUGGCAGAGUUUCUUGACAGGUGGCAGCAGUGCGUUCUGGGUGUUCGCAUACUGCAUUUGGUAUUACUUCUUCCAUCUACAUAUCACCAGCUUUGUGUCGAGCCUCCUUUUCUUCAGCUACAGUUUUCUUGCAUGCGCCGUCUACGGCUUGUUAACGGGGACGGUUGGAUUCUUGACGGCGUAUGCCUUUGUCCGGCGGAUUUACAGUGCUAUCAAGGUUGAUUGA